Messenger RNA from Diplodia corticola, 369 nucleotides. Its product is annotated as stress responsive a b barrel domain protein. NCBI's taxonomy places the organism in Eukaryota, Fungi, Ascomycota, Dothideomycetes, Botryosphaeriales, Botryosphaeriaceae. The transcript is spliced from 3 exons. The coding region runs from base 1 to 369 and encodes 122 amino acids. The record is from RefSeq and is a predicted model, not a curated record.
AUGACUCUCAUACACAUCGUAUUGUUCAAGUUCAAGCCUGAAGUGACAGCAGAACACAAGGCUAUUUUCGUUCGGGAGCUCAAGAAGUUGAAGAACCUCCCUUCCGUCAAGGACAAGCGACUCGUUGUCGGUGGCCCGUCCGUUACGAGCCCUAUCGAAAGAAGCAAAGGCUUCGAGUUCGCGCUCGUCAGCUAUCAUGAUGACCUGGCUGCUUUAGAAGAGUACCAGGCAAGUAAAGAGCAUCAUUGGGUGACGUCUACCUACAUGUUUCCAUUCAAGGAAGACCUUUGUCGAUUCGAUUUCGAAGUUGCUUCCGAGGACGAACACAUGGGUGAGCACUUCACCUCUGCAUUCAUCGGGAAGGAAUAA